Molecule: messenger RNA, 1097 nt
Organism: Caenorhabditis elegans
Lineage: Eukaryota; Metazoa; Nematoda; Chromadorea; Rhabditida; Rhabditidae
Gene: C33F10.4
Product: Alpha_adaptinC2 domain-containing protein
Exons: 3
Coding region: 5-1027 (340 amino acids)
Source: RefSeq, marked reviewed
AUAAAUGUCAGAUAUAAGCGACGAUGAUAUUUUUGGAGGCUUCGAUAAUAGAAUGGACACGGAGCCCAUACAAAUUGAUUCCGACGAUUCAUUCGAUGCGGGAGCGCCGACGUCAUCACACACGAUGGAUAGAAAAUCGAUAAUUGAGAAAUAUCAAAAGUUGAAAGAAGAAUCGAAAAAAUUAGAUGAUUUAGCUGUUGAAGUGCGAAGCCUCUUCAUGAUUUGCAAGCAAAUGGAGGAAUGUUAUACAAAACGAAUCGACAGAAUUGUGGCAACCUAUGGGGAAAUUCGAUAUCUACAUGAUGGCACAAUUCUACUUCUCGUAACCAUUCACAAUAUCACAAAUCAGCCGAUGAUUGAUUGGGUUAUUUCAAUUAAUCCCACGUCCAUCUUCCCGAAUAGCUCAUCUUCGUGCUGUCAAACAAUCAAUGUCGGAAGCCUUCUUCCUGGUAUUCGGAAAACAUUCCAAUGCCAGUUGACAUGCAAGGAUCCUCCUGUCCUUCUACAAUUGUCUCUUCUAAGAACUUAUCAACUUGGAGGAAUUGUGAAAUGCUUCAAAGUGAAGCUGGAUCCUAUUCUCGUAACAGCUUGGAAUCAAGCACAGAGAGUAGAGCGGAAGAAUAUGGAAACGAGUUUCACUUCAACAAUUCGGCUUCCAAAUUCUCUUAUCAAUCUUCUCUCUGGCAGUCCAGAUACUGUGAUCUCUGUGCCUCAAGUAUUCAAAUCAAUUCUAAACGUUCCAAAUGUACAAGAAGAUCACAUUGUAAUGUGCAUACCAUCUACGUCUUCUGAUAACAUAUUGGUGAAGGCAAGCUGUGCCAAGGAUGGAACAUCCUAUCACACAUUGACAAUCGGAACUGAAAGCUCACGGAGUCUCACUUUUCUCGCCGAGCAACUUCGACUUCAUCUCAUCGUUGAAAUGUCAAAAUUGAAAUCACGACCAGCUAAAGGAAUAUUGAUACUCACGGAAAUGGAUGCACUUUCCGUUGAAGAACUAUUCCAGACAAUGCUUGCGGCAUUCAACUGAACUCCUAAAUUCUCAAAAACUUUUUUUUUCGGGUUUUACUACAAAAGAAUACAUAAAAAUUAUAUUGGUA